UGCUCUCUCUCUCACGCACAUACAUACACUCUCACCUUGCUGCUGCCAUUGAAGCUCCAUUUCUUCAUUGCUGCUGUUGUGCUCUACCUCUAGUGACUCCUUUGCUGCUGCUACUCGAAGUUCCAAGCUUGCCUCCUGCCAAGCCCCUCACUCUCUACUGCUCUCUACCUUUCUCUCUCUCUUUCUCUCUCCCCUAGAUCUGGAUGUAUGCAGCCCCCUUGGCCGUUGGCACCCAGCUCCGAUGGUGGCUGCCGUGAAGAAGGCCAGUUGUAGUUCUGGCAACUCCGGUGACCCUAACAUUCAUAAGAGUGGAGCAAAGCCAUGGAUAUGCCUACACCAUCCAACCAUGGUGGCUGUAACGGAAACAUUGGCAGCAGUGAAGUGCAUUCAGAGGAUCCUUAUUCCACUGCAGCGGCCAUGAACUUUGAUUCUUACUCAGAGAUGUGCAAUCCUUCGGUGGCUGACCAACUGUUCUCUCUGCUAAAUGAUCCAGCUGCAAACCGGAUGUUUGCCAUGUGGUCAUCAUCCAUGGGAUCAUCGCCUCGUGGUGGGGGUAUGAGCGAAGAUAUGAUGCUCGACACCUAUUCAGGGCUAGGAGAGGCUGCGGAAGAGCCUUCUCAAAUAAUGUCAUUGAAUCCUACUGAAGCAGAGAGAAUGGGCAAUAGAUCAGGUGAGCUUGGUUCAGACAAUGGUGCCCAUCAAUGGAGUAGCAUAGUUCCAAGAUCUGUCGUGGGCAAUUCACUUGCUGACAGGAUGCUCAUGGCUUUGUCCUUGUUUAGGGAAUCAUUGGGCAGUGGUGCUCUUGCCCAAGUUUGGAUGCCUAUUGAGCAGGAGGGUCAUCUUCUGCUGAGUACAUGUGAUCAACCUUUUCUACUUGACCAGGUUCUUGCAGGGUACCGAGAAGCAUCCAGAAAAUUUGUAUUUUCAGCGAAGGAGGAGCCUGGUCUGCAUCCAGGGCUUCCAGGGAGGGUAUUCAUUUCCGGGGUGCCAGAAUGGACCUCAAGUGUUCUCUACUAUCAUAGGCCAGAAUACUUGAGGAUGGAACAUGCUCUUCAUCACGACAUACGUGGGUCACUUGCAAUGCCAAUUUAUGACGCUGACAAGGAUUCUUGCUGUGCGGUGCUUGAGCUUGUUAUGAAGAAGGAGAAGCCCGAUUUCAGUGCAGAGAUGGACAAUGUUUGCAAUGCCUUGCAGGCAGUGAAUUUGAAGGCUGCAACAGAUUCGAGCAACCAGAAGUUUUAUACAGAGAACCAGAAAGUUGCUUUCACUGAGAUUUUAGAUGUUCUAAGAGCUAUUUGCCAUGCACAUAUGCUUCCGCUGGCCCUUACAUGGGUUCCUACAUCAAAUGGCAUUGAUGGUGGUUAUGUUGUUGGAAAGGAUAGUACCAACCAUUCACAAUCAGGGAAAGCAAUACUACACAUCCAUGAGUCUGCGUGUUAUGUUAACGACACAAAUAUGCAAGGUUUUCUUCAAGCAUGUGCCAAUCGUCAUCUUGAGAAGGGGCAAGGUAUUGCAGGACGAGCACUCAAAUCCAAUCUACCAUUUUUCUCACCCGAUAUAAGAGAGUACAGUAUUGAGGACUACCCUCUUGCACAUCAUGCACGUAAGUUUGGUCUGCAUGCUGCUGUAGCCAUUCGUCUAAGGAGCACAUACACUGGCAAUGAUGACUACAUAUUGGAAUUCUUCCUCCCAAUCAACUGCAGAGGCAGUGAAGAACAACAGAUGUUGUUGAAUAACCUCUCCAGUACCAUGCAAAGAAUAUGCAAAAGUCUGAGAACAGUUUAUGAAGCAGAGGUUGGUAAAGUUAAUGCUUGCACUGCAGCUGUGGAAAGGAAAACCAAUGAGAAUUGCUUACCAACUGGACACACAGAAAGUUCUUCGCAUGGUGAUCAGCCAAUCACAGAAGCUUCAUUCCAGGGUACAUCUAUAGCUAACAAACCAGGAGCCAUGGAACCUGAGUUGGCUGAGCAGGUACAGUCUAGUUCUAUAGGACAUGCAGAGAAAAAGCGCAGUACAGCCGAGAAGAAUAUUAGCUUGGAUGUUCUUCGUAAGUACUUCUCUGGAAGCCUGAAGGAUGCUGCAAAGAGCCUUGGUGUUUGUCCAACAACUUUGAAACGAAUAUGCCGGCAGCAUGGAAUUUCACGAUGGCCAUCUCGCAAGAUAAACAAGGUUAACCGUUCAUUAAAGAAGAUUCAAACUGUCAUAAACUCUGUUCAUGGUGUGGAUAGAUCCUUGCAGUAUGACCCUGCUACUGGAUCUCUUGUUCCAGUAGUUUCAAUGCCAGAAAAGUCGGCGUUCCCUUCUCUUGAUGCUUUGCCAACUCCAUCAGUUGGAAAAACUGUGGAAGACCCAAAAUCUGAACAAGGGUAUUCUUCGCCUGAUGGACUGCAAAGGCAAUGCUGCCAGUUGCAGAUCUCUGAUGAGAAGAAAAGUAAUGAUAAUAAAUUUCACAUUGGCAACGGUAAUAGUGCUUCUUAUGGUACAAAUGCCACAGCAAAAUCUAAUUCUGAGGGCACAAAAAGCCCAUUAUGUCCAACUGGUGCUUUUAGUGCUUUGCAUCUCAAAAGAACGGAUUACGCCAAUCCUUCUGGUUCUCUCCAACCAAGUUCUGAAUGCACCAGGGAUCAAAUAGUUGGAAGAAUCUCACCAUCUAUACAACAAGCAGAUCUUGAUAUGCUUGAUGAUCAUGCAGCCAAGGACAAGGACAACAUGCAUGCUUCUACCUCUGGUACGACAGACUCUUCUAGCGGCAGCGCAUCAAGCCACUCCACCUUCAAACAGAACAUUAGAUGUGCCCUUAAAGAUACAACCAGUCCUGCGCUAACAGUUAAGGCUACCUACCAUGGAGACACUGUGCGGUUCAAGUUCUUGCCUUCGAUGGGUUGGUAUCACCUACUGGAAGAAAUAGCAAAGAGAUUUAAGCUACCAACCGAGGCAUUCCAGCUCAAGUACAGGGAUGACGAGGAUGAGUGGGUCAUCUUGGCAAACGAUUCAGAUCUCCAGGAGUGCGUUGAUGUCCUCGACUCUAUAGGCUCACGCAACGUGAAGCUCCAGGUUCGAGACCUUCCUUGUAACAUCGGCAGCUCAGGAAGCAGCACUUGUUUGCAACUGGAAGCGCAUAGCUCAUGACAGAGCAAGAAGACAGGGUAAGAAAGAAGUCCUGGGCUCUCAACUGUAACAUAUUACUGUAGGCUAGUCUUUAUUGUAGCAACAGCGAACAGGGUCUGUAUUCUGUAUACAGUAGGGGUAUAGUAUACAGUGUAGCAGCAAGAAGGGUAGAGUCCAGAUCUUUACUCUCGCAACAAUGCCAUGGAGGUCUUUAAGUUAGUCGAACCACGACCAUGACAAUGAUCCGUUGUCGUGAUGGU
This is a messenger RNA of Oryza brachyantha (malo sina), 3368 nucleotides long. RefSeq names its product protein NLP2-like. Lineage: Eukaryota; Viridiplantae; Streptophyta; Magnoliopsida; Poales; Poaceae. Bases 322 to 3129 code for a protein of 935 amino acids. The transcript has 6 exons. Gene Ontology annotation, molecular function: DNA-binding transcription factor activity; protein binding. The record is from RefSeq and is a predicted model, not a curated record.